AUUAGGUACGUUCAUCAAUGGAAGUCGUUGCGAUGGCACUUCUAACUGCUGCCAAACUGAAAUCCCUUAUGAUCUCAACUCAUUCAUUACAACUAUAGAGCCCCAAAAUUCCCAAAUUAUUAAUAAUGUUGGAGAAUGCAACUAUGCUUUCUUGGUUGAAAAAUCUUGGUUCGAGGAAAAUUUCACAAUGCCAAAACCAAAUUUAUUAGUUCCAGUGGAAUUGAAAUGGGGGAUUGACUCCAUUUCGCACUAUUCAAAACCCCACAGCAGUAAACAGUAUCGCUGUCAUCGCAAUGAUGCUACUAAUUUGUUGGAUAAUUACAACUUCACAAUCUCUACUCAUACAUGUGAAUGUGCUCAAGGCUACGCUGGAAAUCCCUAUCUUCCUCAAGGUUGUCAAGAUAUAAACGAAUGUGUAGAUCCAAAGCUCAAUCGUUGUACUGAUUCUCGCUGUAAAAAUACCGAUGGGGGUUACCAUUGUAUUAGCACAAGCCUUGGAGCAUUAGUUCUGGUUAGUGGUGGAUGGUGGUCAUACAAGGUGGUCAAGAAAAGGAAGGGGAUGAAACAAAGGCAGAGGUUCUUCCAAAGAAAUGGUGGACUAUUGUUACAACAACUAUCCACGAGGGAAGCCAAUGUUGAGAAUACUAAAUUGUUUAAUUCCAAAGAAUUGGAGAUGGCCACUAACCAUUUUAAUGUUAAUAGAAUAGUUGGACAAGGAGGUCAAGGCACUGUCUACAAAGGCAUGCUAGGAGAUGGAAAAAUAGUUGCGAUAAAAAAAUACAAGCUGAUGAAUGAAGCAAGACUCCAAGACUUUAUUAAUGAAGUUGGCAUUCUUUCACAAAUUAACCACAGGAAUGUGGUUAAGCUACUUGGAUGUUGUUUGGAAACAGAGGUUCCAAUGCUGGUUUAUGAAUUUAUUCCUAACGGAACUCUUUCUCAAUAUCUCAAUGGCCAAAAUGAAGAGUUUUUACUAACAUGGGAUAUGCGUUUGCGAAUAGCUAUAGAAGUUGCAGGAGCACUCUAUUAUUUACAUUCAGCAGCUUCGUCACCCAUUUACCAUCGAGACAUUAAGUCUAUGAACAUACUUUUAGAUGGUAAGUACGUAGCAAAAGUAGCAGACUUUGGGAUUGCGAGAUCUGUUGCUAUUGAUCAAACUCAUUUAAGCACUACUGUACAUGGAACUUUUGGAUACAUAGACCCUGAAUAUUUUCGAUUAGGCCAAUUUACAGAAAAAAGUGAUGUUUAUAGUUUUGGUGUUGUUCUUGCCGAGCUCUUAACUGGAGAAAAAGCAAUCUCUUCCACGAGGACACCAGAAACCAAAAGUUUAGCCUCAUAUUUCAUUACUUCAAUGGAAGAGAAUAUUUUGUUUGAUAUUCUUGAUAACCAAGUUUUGAAGGAAGCUAAAAAGGAGGAGAUCAUUGUGGUUGCAAACCUUGUAAAAAGGUGCUUGAACUGGAAUGGAAGGAAUCGACCAACGACGAAAGAGGUUGCAAUGGAGUUGGAGGCAAUUCAAAUGCAGAGAAAAGCCUCCAAUCUAGAGCAAAAUUACGAAGAGGUUGAGUUUGUCAGAAGUGAAAGUUACAAUAUUCAAUGUGAUGCGCCUGCUUCUACAUCAAAAAUGACAUGUACAUUCAGUGCCCCGGUGUUGGAAGUUGAGGCACGGAGAGAGCAAGGCGAAUCUUCUUUGCACAAGCUCUCAGAAAUAGGCGAUUUCGAAAUGUCCCUCUUAAUGGGUCGUACCUCCGGCCCCUUUUUUGCCUUGUCCUCUUGGAAGGGCUUGCUCGGGGAUUGUGAGCAAGUCUCACUUUGGACUUGCUUGGUGAUCUCAACCAACCAUGUUGUAGAGAAGUGCUUGUUCGGUGACUCCGAGCAAGCCACACUUUUGGCCUUGCUCGGUGAUCUCAUGUGGUAUCCUAAAGCCCAAGUCUUGCUUUCUCGAGAUUCAAUGGCUGACGACACCAGGUUGAAAGAUCUUCAUGAAGGUUUCACUUCCUUCAAAAAGUCCACAGAAUCUCACAUCAAGAAUACAGAAUCACAAUUUAACUCUAUUGGUGUUGAACUACUAGCAAUACGUAGGCAAAUGGAGUCCAUGAUGCAGCAAUUCACCUCUUUGGCAACAUAUCUACAGCAAGCAAAAACAAACUAG
Messenger RNA from Juglans microcarpa x Juglans regia, 2146 nucleotides. Its product is annotated as wall-associated receptor kinase-like 10. The record is from RefSeq and is a predicted model, not a curated record. Gene Ontology annotation, biological process: protein phosphorylation; cell surface receptor signaling pathway. Gene Ontology annotation, cellular component: plasma membrane. The transcript is spliced from 6 exons. Lineage: Eukaryota; Viridiplantae; Streptophyta; Magnoliopsida; Fagales; Juglandaceae. Gene Ontology annotation, molecular function: calcium ion binding; protein serine/threonine kinase activity; ATP binding. Bases 188 to 2146 code for a protein of 652 amino acids.